Messenger RNA from Oncorhynchus tshawytscha (Chinook salmon), 4868 nucleotides. Its product is annotated as membrane-associated guanylate kinase, WW and PDZ domain-containing protein 1. Gene Ontology annotation, molecular function: protein binding. The transcript has 21 exons. The coding region runs from base 50 to 4414 and encodes 1454 amino acids. Lineage: Eukaryota; Metazoa; Chordata; Actinopteri; Salmoniformes; Salmonidae. The record is from RefSeq and is a predicted model, not a curated record. Gene Ontology annotation, cellular component: cytoplasm. Gene Ontology annotation, biological process: signal transduction.
GACACGUCCCCCUCGAGACGGUGAGGUCCCUGGGGUUGAUUACAACUUUAUGUCCAUAGAGGACUUCCUAAAUCUUGAGCAGUGUGGAACACUACUGGAAAUAGGAACGUAUGAAGGUAACUAUUAUGGGACCCCCAAGCCGCCGAGGCAGCCCGUGGUUGGGACAGUGAUUUUCAGUGAUGCUGUGCUCCUCAACGGCCCCCCAGGCUCCCAGCAGUCAACUCCCAAGCACACCAAGUCCUACAAUGACAUGCAAAACGCCCGAGUAGUGCCUGCUGACUACGAGGAUGACGACCAGGCCACGGAAAUGAACAACAGUUUUACAGGUAACUCUAGCGACCAGGACGAGAGCCGCGGCGGUGUACUUCGGCCAUAUCCCGCGCGCGAGAAUGCUCCGUCCUAUGGUCUGAACAACGUGGCCGCCUCCACCUCGGACAACGGGCAGCAGACACAUGCCCAACCCCAGGCCUCUCCUGAAGACCCCCUGGGACCCCUGCCAGACAACUGGGAGAUGGCCUACACAGAGAAUGGAGAAGUCUACUUCAUAGACCACAACACAAAGACCACAUCGUGGAUCGACCCCCGGUGUCUUGAGAAACCUCUGAAACCUCUGGAAGAGUGUGAGGAUGAUGAAGGGGUACAUACUGAGGAACCAGACAAUGAACUAGAGCUGCCUGCAGGAUGGGAGAAGAUAGAUGACCCAGUGUAUGGGGUGUACUACGUAGAUCACAUCAACAGGAAGACCCAGUAUGAGAACCCCAUAGUGGAGGCUAGGCGCAGGAUGCAGCUGGAGCAGCAGCAGCCGCAGCCUCCUGAAGAGUGGAUAGAGGAGCACUCCUCAGCUGGUGCUCCCCUGGCCAACUAUGCCAAUAACCACCUAGAGACGUACCGCGACCCGCAGGUCCCGCCCCCGCUGCCCCCUGCUCCGGGAGGGGCCAAACGAGGGAAGCCAUUCUUCACACGGAACCCAGCAGAGCUGAAGGGAACUUUCAUCAACACCAAACUGAAGAAGAGCCGCCGCGGAUUCGGCUUCACCGUAGUUGGGGGCGAUGAGCCGGAUGAGUUCCUGCAGAUCAAGAGUUUAGUCCUGGAUGGUCCUGCUGCUGUGGAUGGGAAGAUGGAGACAGGUGACGUGAUAGUGAGUGUGAACGACACCAUCGUUCUGGGCUACACCCACGCCCAGGUGGUGAAGAUUUUCCAGUCCAUCCCGAUCGGCUCCAUGGUGGACCUGGCCCUGUGCCGUGGCUACCCCCUGCCAUUUGACCCUGACGACCCCAACACCAGCCUGGUGACCUCCGUGGCCAUCCUGGACAAGGAGCCCAUCAUCGUCAAUGGCCAGGAGAGCUACGACUCUCCGUCCAGCCACGGCAGUCAGACCGGAGGGCCUGUUAACGGGAUGAGGGAGCCGCGGGCCCACAGUCCCUCGGCAGAGGUGGUGUCCAACGGCUCUCACGGCUACUCCUCCAGCGACGUGGUCACCCUGGCAUCAUCCAUCGCUGGGCAGCCAGAGCUGAUCACAGUGCACAUGGAGAAAGGCGAUAAGGGCUUUGGGUUCACCAUUGCUGACAGCCUGACGGGAGGGGGUCAGAGGGUGAAGCAGAUCGUGGAUUACCCCCGCUGCAGGGGCCUGAAGGAGUCAGACAUUCUGAUGGAGGUGAACAAGAGGAAUGUCCAGAACAUGAGCCACAAUCAGGUGGUGGACCUGCUCAGCAAGUGUCCCAGAGGGAGCGAGGUCACCAUGCUGGUGCAGAGAGGAGUGGUGGCGGCCAAGAGGAGCCCCAAGCUGGUGCAGCAGCUGGAGAGGAAGGACAGUCAGAGCAGCUCCCAGCACAGUGUGUGCAGCCAUCGCAGCACCCACACAGACUCCCCCAGCCACCCCCCCUCCAACAUGCCCAGUGAGGCCAUGGCACCCCCUCCGGCCGCACCCACUCAGCCGCUACCUGGCUUGCCUCCGCUGCCCACCCAGGACCCUGGAGAUGGCACCAUGACCCUCCAGAAGAAGCCAGACCCCUUCAAGAUCUGGGCCCAGUCCAGGAGCAUGUAUGAGAGCAGACAGCCAGAUUUCCAGGAGCAGGAGAUUUUCCUGUGGCGGAAGGAUACAGGAUUUGGGUUCCGCAUCCUUGGAGGAAAUGAGCCUGGGGAGCCAAUCUACAUUGGACACAUAGUGAAGUACGGUGCAGCAGAUGAGGACGGACGCCUGCGUUCUGGGGACGAGCUCAUCUGUGUGGACGGCACAGCGGUGGUGGGGAAGUCUCACCAGCUGGUGGUGCAGCUGAUGCAGCAGGCCGCCAAGCAGGGCCACGUCAACCUCACCGUCCGACGCAAGAGCUCUGGAUACGGAGUUUCGAAAGGGGAGGGUGACGUGCCCCCGUCCCCUGCCUCGUCCCACCACAGCAGCACCCAGGCCCCCUCCCUGACGGAGGGCAAGCGAACCCCCCAGGGCAGCCAGAACUCCCUCAACACGGUCAGUUCUGGCAGUGGCUCCACCAGUGGCAUCGGCAGUGGGGGAGGAGGUGGCUCCGGCAGUGCUGUGGUCACCGCAGCCCUGCAGCCCUAUGACGUGGAGAUCCAACGUGGAGAGAAUGAGGGCUUCGGAUUCGUCAUUGUGUCAUCUGUCUCUAGGCCUGAUGCUGGGACUACGUUCGCUGGCAAUGCAUGUGUGGCCAUGCCCCACAAAAUAGGGCGCAUCAUCGAGGGGAGCCCUGCGGACCGCUGUGGGAAGCUGAAGGUGGGCGACCGCAUCUUGUCCGUCAACGGCUGCUCCAUUACCAACAAGUCCCACUCGGACAUCGUCAACCUGAUCAAGGAGGCCGGGAACACAGUCUCUCUGAGGAUCAUUCCUGGUGAUGAGUCCUCCAACGCGUCUCUGUUGACCAACGCUGAGAAGAUUGCCACCAUCACCACCACGCACACACCCCAAACUGCCACGGAGCCUCGGAACAACUCAAAGUCGAAACAGGCUCCUCCUCCACCUCCUCCAACACAAGCUCAGCCCUCACAGGAUGCCGAGUUCUACUCUGUGGAUCUGGAGCGGGACAGUAAAGGCUUUGGGUUCAGCCUGAGAGGAGGACGGGAGUACAACAUGGACCUAUAUGUGUUGAGGCUGGCUGAGGACGGGGCGGCUGGCAGGAAUGGCAAGAUGAGGGUGGGAGAUGAGAUCCUGGAGAUCAAUGGCGAGAGCACAAAGAACAUGAAGCACGCACGGGCCAUCGAGCUGAUCAAGAAUGGUGGCCGGAGGGCACACCUGGUCCUCAAGAGGGGCGAUGGAUCUGUACCUGAAUAUGACUCCAGCCAUGACGGGCACUCUCCCACACCCGGGGCACAAAACUCUCCGGAAGUGAGAACCCUGCCACCAAACAGCCGAUAUCACACCCCAUCGGAGUCAAGUUAUCCACAAGACCUUCACAAACCAUCACGCCACAAGGAUGCUGCGCAGGGCCGAGACAGGGACAGGAUGGAGCACCAGGUCCGGCACUUUAACCCCCACCACCAUCACACCUGGAACAACAACCACAGCCAUGCCACCCCCAGCCAACACUACCCUGAAAACAGCGGCGGCAACAAUAAGAAGAGCCGGGGACGCAAAGUCAACAAGUCAGAGUCAGAGAGCGGCAUCUCAAAACUAUUAAAGACUCUGCGUAAGGACAGCUCUAGGAAGAAGGCUGCAGCUGCAGCGGCAGCUACAGAGCGGGAGCUCUCCGCUAGUAGCAGUACUCUAGACCCGAGGUACAGUCGACCACGCCGCGGCUCCCUCGACCGUUCGCCCACCCGUAAACAUAAAGCCUCCCCUGACCGAUGGCGGUCCAAGUCCAUGGACCGCAGGGUCGAGCGAGCACACCGAGACCGCACACCCGAAAAGGAGAACGAGGACGGAGGUUUCCUCAGUCAUGCGGCUACUCCUGAACAACCACUCUACGACCGCAGGCUCCUGAGGGAACCACAGACCCCGGGCCGAGCCUACUUACAGGCCACCACCCCAGAGCGCCUGAACAAAAGGGCUUCCUCCCUGUCUCUUUCCAGGGGGUGGACUCCUGACAGAGGCAGCUUGAAGAACGGCAACCUCCUGAGGGACUCGCCGGUUGAGACGAGGGAGGAUAGGUAUGGGAUGAACGGAACGCCAGAGAGACGGUACAGGUCAGAGAGAGAUUCGUCUCCAGACAGCAGCUAUAGCAGGGAGGAGCUGAACUACUGCAGUACACUGAAGAACAAUGCCUCCACUCACAACCACACAGGCUACAAUGCAGCAGGACACUGCAACAACAACACAGCAGGACACAACAACACAGCAGGACACAACACAGCAGGACACAACAAAGCAGCAGGACACAACAACGGAGUAGGUCGCGCCCAGAACCAGUUCCCCGUGCCUAUGAGAAGGCUUUACAAAGAGAGCCCCAAGGACCUCAGCAUCUGAGUGGACAGAGCCUGGACCUUGGCCUCUCACCCCUCAACCUGUGUAGGCCACAGUACAUACACUGGACUUGGACUUCUGAGGAGAUUAACUCGUGAUUUAUCCAAUCGCCUGGUUGUUGAUUCAUUGAUUUGACUACUUGUGAUCCGGGACAGAGAUUCAUACCACAGCAGGAGUACAAUUUUUUUGUUUGUACUGUAUGUUUUGCUUCUGUUCACAUUAUUUUGAGCAUUACAGCAGUUGUUAAUACUGUAGUGAAGGUAUGUGUAUGUGCCUAUCACAUCACAAAUGGCGAUUUAGCUUUUUUUGGGCAUCUCUGUUUGGAACCUCAGAGGGAACACAUACAGUCGCUAGCCUGUUAGGGCAAGGUGAGACGUCUGCGUCUCACAUAGCCUACAGGAAAUGGAAAUGCGCAACGCCAAAUGCUAAUAGUACUCGCUAAAACUCAAACUUUCAU